This is a messenger RNA of Cladocopium goreaui, 591 nucleotides long. NCBI's taxonomy places the organism in Eukaryota, Dinophyceae, Suessiales, Symbiodiniaceae. The record is from the annotation of a GenBank genome assembly.
AUGGAAUUUUGGUACCUACGACAAGUCCUCUGCUACGCCUUGCCAGCGUGGCAGAUGGUGCUGGCCAUGCCAAAGAAGACCCGCAAGGCAUUGUCCCAUUUGGGUGCGGUUCGCCGGACCUACACUCCAGCUGCCGUGCAGAAGGGAGUCUGGUCCAGCUCCAGCGGCCUCGUCUACGGAGCGGCUUACGCAGUGGUCUGGCACAAGUUGGGUCUUUCGAGCAUGCUGCACUGCCCACACUCAAGUGCAGAGAGUUUGGGAGACAUUCUGGAGGCAGUGGACGUGGUGGAGGAUGCGACAACAAAGUCCCGCCGCGAACAGAGCAACUCGGAGUCGAACAAAGCCGUGCGGCAGGGUGACAGGGACACCUUCACCUAUGUGUCUGGGCACACCAGGACGUGCAGUUUGCAUUGCUAUCUUCGUAUGGCUUUCGACUUGCAGCUGGAGCUUCCGAAGUGGAUGCGGUCUAUGGCCCAGUCUGUGCCUGUCAUGGUCGUGAAGGUGGAUUCUGGAAUCCGGGACCCAGAUCCCGGGACCCAGAUGCAGGUGGAUUCUGGAAUCCGGGACCCAGAUCCCGGGACCCAGAUGCAG